Molecule: messenger RNA, 1623 nt
Organism: Capsella rubella
Lineage: Eukaryota; Viridiplantae; Streptophyta; Magnoliopsida; Brassicales; Brassicaceae
Product: IAA-amino acid hydrolase ILR1-like 6
Exons: 5
Coding region: 74-1486 (470 amino acids)
Biological process (GO): jasmonic acid metabolic process; auxin metabolic process
Cellular component (GO): endoplasmic reticulum
Molecular function (GO): IAA-Ala conjugate hydrolase activity
Source: RefSeq, a predicted model, not a curated record
CCUCACUCAACUUCCUUUAUCUCUCUCUCUCUCUCUCUCUCUCUCAAACAAGAACAAGAAUCUCAAGAAAGCUAUGGACAACCUCAAGAAACUUAAUCUCUUCUCUGUCUCUUUAACCAUAAUCCUUGUCUCCUUCACCAUAGCCACCACGACCAACCUACCCUUUCUUGAAGUGAAAUAUCCCAACACCAACACCAACAACAACCCUUUUGGUAUGUUGUUACGGCCGACACAAACCAAGAACCAAUCAUCGGGCCAAACGACUCGUGUUUGUUCAGAUGAGUGUUUGGUCUGGACCAAAUCCUGUUCCGAUGAGAUUCUUAGGUUGACUUACGAGCCCGACAACGUUGCGUGGCUUAAACGCGUUAGGAGGACGAUCCAUGAGAAUCCUGAGCUUGCUUUUGAAGAAGUUGAGACUAGUAGGCUUAUAAGGUCGGAGCUUGACCGUAUGGGUAUUAUGUAUAGGUAUCCGUUGGCCAAAACGGGUAUUCGGGCUUGGAUCGGAUCCGGUGGACCGCCUUUUGUUGCGGUUCGGGCUGAUAUGGACGCACUACCAAUUCAGGAAGCAGUUGAAUGGGAACAUAAAAGCAAAGUUGCAGGGAAAAUGCAUGCAUGUGGUCAUGAUGCACAUGUGACUAUGCUUCUUGGUGCUGCCCAUAUUCUUAAGUCUCGUGAACAUCUUCUCAAGGGAACAGUUGUUCUACUAUUCCAACCGGCCGAGGAAGCUGGAAAUGGUGCUAAGAACAUGAUCGAAGACGGAGCUUUGGAGGACGUAGAGGCUAUAUUCGCGGUCCAUGUGUCUCAUAUCCAUCCAACGGGUGUGAUUGGAUCAAGAAGUGGUCCAUUGCUCGCUGGAUGUGGGAUUUUCCGGGCUGUUAUCACCGCGGAAGAUAGUAGUGGCGCGGCUAAUCUUAUUCUUGCGGCUUCUUCCGCUGUUAUUAGCCUUCAAGGCAUUGUAUCUCGUGAAGCUAGUCCUCUUGACUCUCAGGUUGUCUCGGUAACUUCUUUUGAUGGCGGUCAUAGUCUAGAUGUGGUGCCAGACACGGUGGUCCUCGGUGGUACUUACAGAGCUUUUUCUAACUCAAGCUUCUACUACCUUAUGAAGCGUAUUGAAGAGGUACUCGUGGAUCAGGUCAGGGUGUUCGGUUGCACAGCGACUGUAAACUUCUUUGAAAAACAAAACGCGAUAUACCCACCAACAACGAACAACGACGCAACAUACAAUCACUUAAAGAAAGUCACAGUGGAUUUGCUCGGAGAUAGCCACUUCACGUUAGCUCCACAGAUGAUGGGAGCUGAAGAUUUCGCCUUCUACUCGGAGAUCAUCCCGGCCGCGUUCUAUUUCAUUGGCAUAAGAAAUGAAGAACUUGGAUCAGUCCACAUUGGCCAUUCACCACAUUUCAUGAUCGAUGAAGAUAGUUUACCCGUUGGAGCCGCGGUUCAUGCAGCUGUGGCUGAGAGAUACUUAAAUGAUAAAAAUUUAUAAGUAACAAAAACAAUCCCCCCCGGCCACUUUUUUUUGGGGUGGUUAUAUAUUUUAGGUGUUACCAAAAUUAUAUUAAUGUAUCUUUGCUUGGAAGUGUUUGUGAAGAGUAGUUUUAUUUGAUCUUUUUUUUUUUUAAA